Cuscuta campestris is the source of this 2011-nucleotide messenger RNA. The record is from the annotation of a GenBank genome assembly. Lineage: Eukaryota; Viridiplantae; Streptophyta; Magnoliopsida; Solanales; Convolvulaceae.
CUAGUCUUUCAGAAAACAGUUUUUAGUAGGUUUCGAGUCAUCUACUAUCAGAUCAUUUUGGUUGGGCGGAAGCAAAGUUGGACGGAAUCAUUUUGUUAUGAUCUCACCCAUCAUGUAGUGCUACCCGACCCCCUGAACAAAAUGAUUGUGUUCUUUCUAAAAUGUAUACAAUUGCUGGCUUCAAAUGUUGACUUAUGUGCAUGUGAAACAAUUAUUUAGUUUCUUGUUUGGUGAUUAUGAAAAUUGUCCAGAGUGGACUGUUUUUAGGUUGUUGAUUUCCACAAACGAUGAAGUUGCCAUGGAUUGUCACGAGAGUAAGAUUAAUCUCUUGAAAUCACUUUACGCGAAGAAAAAAGUUGAAGUGGAUUUUCAUUCUGUAGCUACCGGAGUCGGAGUUGUUAUGGUAUCAGCGAAAAGGGACUCUAUGCGCUCCAUUCUUCAUGCUGUUACUGCUUUUGAUGAGGUUCACAGAUAUUUUUUGCACUCCAUGCCUUAUGAGCAGUGCGUAACAAGACUCCUUGUACCAGCUGCACAUGCAAAAAAGUUGAUUAUUCUAUACACAAUGAAGCCCCAUCCGAGCAGACUUAGUGUGUAUCUAUCAGGUAACAUGACAGGUUUUUUCCCUGGUGAUGUGAUUGUUGAUGUGAGCGGGAGGCGUGAUUGUGUACUUGAGACAGUUGACUCAGUUGUUUCUUAUCUGGGAGAGUUUGGAGUUGAAGAGAGCAUGAAGUCAGAGCUGAAUAGUCGAAAUUGCAUUCGUCCAUCAAAUCAUGGAGCGUGUGUGCCUGAAAAAGCUGAAAGAAAGUCUUCCACGGAGUGCUCUUUGUUUCAUGAUUUUACGCGAAUUCCCCUGCGGUAUACUGAAGAUCUCAUUGGUAAAGACGGUGCAAAUAUGAAAAAGAUAAGGGAAUCAUGUCCGGAGGCAUCUGUGUACUUGGAAACGUUUACACUUAAACAAGUGGUUGUUUCUGUUAAGGGUAAAUGUUAUUUGGAUGUGAAGGGUGCUGAAGAUGUGUUGGAGGGUUUGAUUCCGGACGAAAAGAAAGAUGGAGAAUAUGUUUUUGAGGGCAUGUUUCGAAUGACGGCACUGUGGGAUACGGAGGCUGAGAUGGACGACGAUAGCUUUGAGGAGGAGGAGGAGCCAGAGUCAUCUGAUGAGCCUGUGAUUGGAGGAUGUCAACGCCUGUCUUAUGCUUCUUUGCUGGAAAAGAAUAAUGCUAGAGCAGACCGCCUCAGAGUAUUCUUACGCUAAUGCUAGUAGUACUAUUCUAUACUUACUGAAACAACUUUCAAACCUUUUGUGAAUCGCUUUGCUGGUCCUCCGUAUAGUUUUUGCUCACCAAAAAUAUUUUCUAAUAUCAAAAUGAUUUUUUCUCCACCACACCUACCUUCCCAAAGUUUAUUUUUCUUUCUCUCUUAUCCGCCAGAUCUACUAACCCCUUCAAUCUCUCUAUUCACCCCCUCCCCCUACCUCUUCUUCCUCUUCUUCGAGACUUGCAAGUAUAAUUCGCACUGCUUCCUGGAAAUCGGAGAAGAGAAGAUAUGGAGGAACCGCAGUUAAGAAUCACCAUCGUCGAUCCGGAUCUGAGUUGCCGGAGGUGAUGGCAGGUGAUGGCAGAGCAGCAAGGCUGCAGUUGAAGGUGACACGGCAGAGCAGUGAUGCGAUGAUUCGACGAUUGGAGGUAUCGGUGGAGCAUCAAGAAAUUCAUCCGGUACUAUCCAAUUGCUUGUGCGUAUUUCCUGGCCAGUGCAUAGAGCCAUAUCGAACGGUAGGGAAGAGUAGGGACCAAAGAAGUGAAGAGGGGUGGAUGGCAUUUUGGGAAAGUCAACUAUAUACUAGGAAAAUUUACCUAAAUAAUACUAAAAUAUACGGAGUAGUUAUUUUUCCAAUGUAAUAUCAUAUAUUUUUAUUUUUCUCAAUCUAGUACUAUUGUUUAAUGUUCACUGGUCAUUGUUAAGUUAAAUAUCAAUCGCCACUAGACAUUGUGUAAACUAAAUGUCCACUAUUUCU